Medicago truncatula (barrel medic) is the source of this 2370-nucleotide messenger RNA. Its product is annotated as beta-fructofuranosidase, soluble isoenzyme I. Gene Ontology annotation, biological process: carbohydrate metabolic process. The transcript has 7 exons. Gene Ontology annotation, molecular function: beta-fructofuranosidase activity. The coding region runs from base 211 to 2109 and encodes 632 amino acids. NCBI's taxonomy places the organism in Eukaryota, Viridiplantae, Streptophyta, Magnoliopsida, Fabales, Fabaceae. The record is from RefSeq and is a predicted model, not a curated record.
UUAUAUCUACCUAAACAGAAACAUGCAGCAGAUGCAAGCAUUUUCUCUUGUAUAUUUUUUUUUGCAUUUCUCCAAUUGAAUUGGAACCACCAUUCCAAUCCAACAUUCACAUACCCCAUCCAUCAUUCUGUACACUUACCAUUCUAAAUACCAUCCCUCAAAAACCAUAAAAUUCAAAUUGGAUCACAAUAUAACCAAAUAAAAAUAAAAAUGAAGGCUAGUCCUUCAAAUGAUAACCAUGCUCUACACACCCCAUUGCUGGAAAGUAAACAAAAAUCAUCAAAGUUUAUCUUUGUGACAUUUGGUUCCAUUGUAUUUCUAAUGUCAAUGGUUGCACUUGCAUUGACAAUAAACCAAAUCCAAAAUUCCUUGGAAAGUAUUGAAAUUACUCCUCUUACUAACAUUUCUUCAAGUGAAAAAUUGCCUAGAGGGGUUGCUCAAGGGGUUUCAGCCAAGUCAAAUCCAUCUCAUUUCAAUGAAGUUUCAUAUAAUUGGACAAAAGAUAUGUUUUCUUGGCAAAGAACAGCUUUCCACUUUCAACCCCAAAAUAAUUGGAUGAAUGAUCCCAGCGGUCCAUUGUUUCACAUGGGAUGGUACCAUUUAUUUUACCAAUACAAUCCUGAUUCAGCUGUGUGGGGAAACAUUUCAUGGGGUCAUGCUGUAUCAUCGGACAUGAUUCAUUGGCUUUACCUUCCCAUUGCCAUGGAACCCGACAAAUGGUUCGAUAUUAACGGUGUAUGGACCGGAUCCGCCACGCUUUUGCCAGAUGGCGAAGUCAUAAUGCUUUACACAGGCGAUACAGACAACUAUGUGCAAGUGCAAAAUCUUGCUCAUCCGGCCAACUUAUCUGACCCCCUUCUCCUUGAUUGGGUUAAAUAUGCAAAUAACCCAAUCUUAGAGCCCCCACCUGGCAUUGGUUCAAAGGAUUUCCGCGAUCCAACCACUGGUUGGAUCGGGCCAGAUGGAAAAUGGAGAGUCCUAAUUGGAUCAAAGAAAGGACAAACAGGUCUUUCAUUGGUUUACAAAACCACAAAUUUUAUAAAUUUUGAACUAAAUGAUAACUACUUACAUGCGGUUCCGGGUACGGGUAUGUGGGAAUGUGUGGAUUUUUACCCGGUUUCUAUAAACGGGUCAAAUGGUUUGGACACAUCAGUAAAUGGACCACAUGUUAAGCAUGUGUUAAAGGCUAGUUUGGAUGAUACAAGAGUGGAUAGUUAUGCAAUUGGGACUUAUUUUAUUGAAAAUGAUACAUGGAUUCCUGAUAACCCACUUGAGGAUGUGGGUAUUGGGUUGCUUUUGGACUAUGGAAUAUACUAUGCUUCAAAGACUUUCUAUGAUCAAGUGAAAAAAAGAAGGAUUUUGUGGGGAUGGAUUAAUGAGACUGAUGCUGAAAGUGAUGACUUGGAAAAAGGUUGGGCAUCUCUUCAGACAAUUCCAAGAACAGUGCUUUUUGAUCAGAAGACUGGAACUAAUUUGCUUCAAUGGCCAGUAGAAGAAGUAGAAAGCUUAAGACUGAGUAGUGAUGAAUAUGCAGAAGUAGUUGUUACACCUGGCUCUGUUGUUCCAUUGAACAUUACUCAAGCAACACAGUUGGACAUAUUUGCUGAAUUUGAGAUUGAAUCAUUGACAUCUAAAGAAAAUAUUAGCAAUGACAAUAUAGAUUGUGGAAGAGGUUCUAUAGAUAGAAGUGAUUUUGGACCAUUUGGUAUUCUAGCAAUUGCACAUGACACACUUUCAGAACAAACUCCAAUAUAUUUCCGCCUCUCUAAUACUAGUCUUGGUAGUUCAACAAAUUUAUUUUGUGUUGAUGGAACAAGAUCAUCAAAGGCUCCUGAUGUUGAAAAACGGGUUUAUGGUAGCAAAGUUCCAGUUUUCAGUGAUGAAAAACUAUCAAUGAGGGUCUUGGUUGACCAUUCAAUUAUUGAGAGCUUUGCUCAAGGAGGAAGAGUUGUGAUCUCAGGUAGAGUUUAUCCAACAGAAGCAAUAUAUGGAGCUGCAAAAUUAUUUCUAUUUAACAAUGCAACUAACAUAAACAUCAAAGUCUCCCUCAAGAUUUGGCAUUUGAACUCUGCUUUUAUACGCCCAUUUCCCUUUGAUCAAAGUCAAUGAAAAGUGCAAAAACUUAAUGAAGCUCAUAAAUUGUUAGUGAAUCAUCCUUCAUCUAGUUGGUGUCAUUCACUUUGAUUUCGGAUUUUUUUUUAGUAGUAAUACGAUUUCUCUUAAAUUUUUUUAAAAAUCACGGAUAAUUGUGGCUAAUGUGAUCAUAUAUUGGUCUCCAAUGAAUACGAGACUUGUAAACUUUGAAGUACCGAGUAUGAUUUGUACUCGUAAUAAAAAGUACAUUGUUUUUUUUUUUUGAAGGAAUAAAAA